Aspergillus ochraceoroseus IBT 24754 is the source of this 1500-nucleotide messenger RNA. RefSeq lists its product as uncharacterized. Lineage: Eukaryota; Fungi; Ascomycota; Eurotiomycetes; Eurotiales; Aspergillaceae. The record is from RefSeq and is a predicted model, not a curated record. The coding region runs from base 1 to 1500 and encodes 499 amino acids. The transcript has 6 exons.
AUGACGGAAUUAAUCUGGGAAAAUAAUGUCCUCGACGUACCGUCCACCUGUGGCAUACUGACCGGCGAGGAGAUCACCCUGACGACGCAGUAUGAUGCCGUAGAUCUCAUUCGCCUCAUGAAGGAGGGAAAGUACUCGGUCGAGGCUGUGACGGUUGCAUUCUGCAAGCGAGCGGCCAUUGCUCUUCAACUGGUAAGAACCAUCGAACGUGCAGAAUCCCUCGAUCUCGAGCGCAGAUCAAAGCCCACCUCAGCACUUGGGCCUUUGUUCGGCUUGCCUAUCUCGCUAAAAGACAGUUUUGAGAUCCCCGGCUUCAACUCGACGAUUGGGUUUGUCGCUUAUGUGAAUCGGCCAGCGACGAAACCGUCUAAUCUGACCAUGAUGACAUCUGAUUCGGACAAUCACAUCUGGGGCCGAACUCUAAACCCGUCGAAUACCGCAUUGACUGCGGGUGGCUCCAGUGGCGGCGAAGCAGCCUUAAUCGCUCUGCGUGGCAGCGUCGCCGGAAUCGGGACUGAUAUUGCAGGUUCCGUCCGGAUCCCUGCUGCUGCGUGUGGCAUUUAUGCUAUCCGGACCAGCGCCGAUGUUAUUCCCCUGGGGAACAAAAGACUUCCAGUAAAGGUCGGGUUGCCUUAUAUCACGCCUGUAGUCGGGCCAAUGUGCACAUCCGCACGAGCGUGCCGGUACCUGUUAGAAUGCAUCAUCAAAGCCCAUCCGCCAAGGUAUGAUUCGCAGUGUAUUAACCUGUCAUGGCCUGCGAGCCUGCCUCGGUAUCCUCCAGACCACCAGUGCACACUCCGAAUAGGCGUGGCAGAGGACGACGGCCUGCUCAGCGUUACGCCUCCCCAGCGCAGAGCCUUAGAGCAUUCUGUCAAUGCCUUGAAAGCUGUUGGGAUUGAUAUUGUCCCCAUAAAGCUUCCUCAGAUCGGGCAGAUCCUACAAAACUUGCUCAGCAACUUUGCCAUGGAUGGGGGAGAGUUUGUUCGCAACGUUCUUGCCCAAACCGGCGAGCCCUUGGUCCCCUCAGCAGCAAUUCUAGUCCAGAAGGACGGAACUGCACAGACUCUCGGUGAGCUCGCGCAGUCCCGCGAACUCCGCGCACAGCAUCAGGAGAGAUACAGGCUUCUCUGGAACGCGACGCAGAUUGAUGCCCUGAUCAUGCCUCCAGCUUCUCAUACUGCCGUUCCCCACGACACCUGGCGGGCAAUCACAUAUACGGCGCUCUGGAAUUAUCUCGAUAACCCUAGUGCUGUUAUGCCUGUCGACCGGGUUAAUGGCGGGGAUGUCGCAGACCACGGCGCUAACUAUGGCGAGAUGGAUAGAGCUUACUAUGCUUUGUAUACCGGGCCUGAAGAUUAUCGGAAUGCCCCGACAGCUAUCCAGGUCGUUGGGCGCCGGCAGGAGGACGCGAACCUUGCAUUGCUAGUCGAGUAUCUUGAUGGAGUCAUUCAUCGACGUGGGAUUGAUUCCGUUACAUCCGCCCGUAAACUCUUUUCUUAG